AAAUCUCACGCUACUCCGCUGUUUCUCACAAGACGAAAGCCACCCUUUUUUUUUAUAUAAAUAAUAAAUAUAUACAGAUAUAUAUAUUUAUAUAAAACGCCUUGACCCGACCUAAACGAUGACCACCGACGUGCAAUCCCCGAACUUCCCCGCCCCCACCGAGGAGGUCCCGACGCUGGAGACCGCUGAGAUGGCGCAGGUGCUGAAGCAGUCCAAGCGUUACGCGAAGUCCAUGGCGAAGCUCGGGCUGAAGCCGGAGCCGAACAUCAUGAAGGUGAACAUCCGAAAAAACGGCUCCCUGUCCUUCGUGUUGGCGAAGCCAGAGGUUUAUCGCUUUCCCGGGACCAACACCUUCGUGAUCUUCGGUGAGGCCCAGCUGGAGGACGCUGGGGCCAUCGCGCAGGAGGCGGCGGCCCGCGCGGCGGUCUUCGGAGCCGAUGGCGAGACCGCCGCCCCCGCGAAGGUCGAGGAAGUCGCCGAUGACGCAAAGGAGGAAAGCGACGCGGAAUGCGAUGCCGGCGACCUCCCAGAGAAGGAAAUUAACAUGGUGAUGUCUCAGGCGAAGGUCUCCCGCGGAAAGGCAAUCAAGGCCUUGAAGAACAACAACGGGGAUAUGGUGAAUGCCAUUAUGGAAUUGACCAUGUAAGGCAUGAGCGACACGACCUGAUUGGCUUCCUUUAUGGAUUUGCCAGCAGGGUACCCACGCUAUAUGAGUUAGUAUCCUUCUUUCUUUAUAUAUAGUGAUUUUCUUUAUAUAGUUGAGAUUUCAUGUUCUUUAUUUUUAAUUUUCUUGAUAA
Phytomonas sp. Hart1 is the source of this 797-nucleotide messenger RNA. The record is from the annotation of a GenBank genome assembly. NCBI's taxonomy places the organism in Eukaryota, Euglenozoa, Kinetoplastea, Trypanosomatida, Trypanosomatidae.